AGUGUGCGUCAAACACGCUGUGCAGCAGAAGAGUGUGAAGAGUCUGGAAAGUUCUGCGCUCCAUAAAAGCGUCUGAGGAGGAACGACAGCGUGAUAACGGAGUGUCCCACCAGACUUCAAACAUGUCUGUGAUUUCGGAGGAAAAUGUUCGAGGUGAGAGCGUUUUCAGUGAUAUCAGCGCCGAUAACGAGGACUUGCAGCCCACUGAGAUCGAGAGCAUGUGUAUGAACUGCUACCAGAACGGAACGACGCGCCUGCUGCUCACCAGAAUCCCCUUCUUCAAAGAAAUCAUCGUCAGCUCCUUCAGCUGUGCCAACUGCGGCUGGGCCAACACCGAGAUCCAGUCCGCGGGUCGGAUCCAGGACCGAGGCGUCUGCUACACUCUCAAAGUCCAAAGUAAGCAUGACCUGAACCGGGAGGUCGUCAAAGCGGAGUGUGCGACCACCAGGAUCCCGGAGCUGGAGUUUGAAAUCCCUCCCUUUACCCAGAAGGGCUCUCUUUCCACCAUCGAGGGCCUGAUAGACCGGGCCGUGGCCGGACUGGAACAGGACCAGCCUGUCAGGAGAGCCACUGACCCCGAGGUGGCGAGCAAAAUAGACGAAUUCAUCGAGAAGCUCCGCAAAUUGAAGGACGUCGAGGAUGAAUUCACGCUCGUGAUCGAGGACCCGUCUGGGAACAGCUUUGUGGAGAAUCCAGUGGCCCCUCAGAGGGACGAGGCCCUGACCGUGUCCCGGUUCCAGCGGACGGUCCAGCAGGACAUGCAGCUGGGGAUCCGGGCGGAUGACGACCUGGAGCAAGAGCCCGACUCCAACUCGGUGGAGGCCAUGAGGAACGAGGUGCUGGUCUUCAACACCAACUGCCCAGAGUGCAACGCGCCCGCCUCCACCAACAUGAAGCUCGUCCAGAUCCCCCACUUCAAGGAGGUCGUCAUCAUGGCCACCAUCUGUGACAGCUGCGGCCACAGGACCAAUGAGGUGAAGUCAGGUGGAGCCACAGAGGAGCUGGGCACCAAGAUCACCCUGCACAUCACAGACCCGUCAGACAUGACCAGGGACGUGCUGAAGUCUGAGACGUGUGCCAUCUUCAUCCCCGAGCUCGAAUUUGAGCUGGGGAUGGCAGCUGUGGGUGGGAAGUUCACGACUCUGGAGGGUCUGCUGAAAGACAUCAAAGACCUCAUUGUGUCCAAAAACCCCUUUGUCACAGGUGACAGCGGCGUCACGGGUCGGAUGCAGAAGCUGAUGGAGUUUGGGGAGAAACUAGACAAGAUAGUGGCGGGAGAAAUGGAUGUCCACUUCAUUCUGGACGACCCAGCUGGGAACAGCUACUUGCAGAAUGUGUAUGCGCCGGACCCAGAUCCUGAGAUGACUGUGGAGAAAUACACCCGCUCGUUUCAGCAGAACGAAGACCUCGGCUUGAAUGACAUGAAGACGGAGGGAUACCAGGAAGAAAACUGAAGCCUCAAUGCAGCUGACAGGACUGAACGUGGCCAGAAAUGAUGCCUCAUUGUAGGACCAGUGUAUAUAUGUUGCUCUGUAGCUUCUCAGCACUUCAUCUUUUUUUUUUUCUUUUCCCAAUUCAAUGCUGGUCACUUAAAUAAUUGAGGAUUUUAAGUUGUUACAAUGUACCGAAGACAAUUAACUAAGGGAAAUAUAAGAAACUUGGUUUGUAUAAUAACUCAAAGAUGAAACUCUAAACGUUGCUUGCUUUAUAUGUUGAUUACAUUCUUGUAACAUCCCAGCAGAUGGCGCUCUCUUAUUUCUGAUGGAAAAAAGGAUUCUUUUCUUUUUGGACCACAUGCUGUGUAACAAAUUGAUCGUUUUUUACACCUGUGAGCAUGCCAUUGUCUAAAUAGCGUUAUCUCAUUGGAUAGUUUAGCUCUGCUCUUUAAUCUGACGGAUACCUUCAGACCAAAUGCAGGUUUGUGCUUGUAUUUAAUUUAAAACGCUUAUUGUCUUUACUUUGCUGGUCUUGGUGGUAGCCACUCUGUUUGCUUAAAUAAUUCAAAACUAUUUUAUGACUUUUAACUUAUCUUCAUCUAAUAAAGAGCUUCAACAAAAAAUGCUGUUGUUGAUCGCUGAAGAAUAAUUUACUUAAAAUAACUGAAUGAAGCACAAGUUCAUGCCUGAGAUUCAGUGAUCUUUUUACUUUUUUAGGCCCUGAAAGGUUAUGUACAAUUCUCACCAGGCAUUUACUCUCAGGUUGAAAGGACAAACGCACACAGGUGUCGUAUCCAGUAUUUUUCUGCUACACUGCUGCAUUUUAAAGCACAGUUUAAUUAAUAUAUUGCACUCUGUGUCUCACUGUGUUCCUGUUUGACGGUUGCAGUUGUCCCUUCAGCCUGCUGAGAAUGUUUUAUCUAGUUUUCAUAGCAACGGGUUCUAUUGUGUUCUACUAAUAGCAGAGUAGUGAAUUCCUAGAUUACAUGGUUCUUGAGUGAGCAGCUGUUAGGAGGCUGCUGAUGGAAAUAGCUGCCGGGCAGCAGAGCAGGCUUUAUGCAGAGCACUGUGGCUCUGUGCCCACUGGGUUAUAGAGAACCAUCAAGCCACUGAUUGUUUGCUUUUCCCUCUCAUUUCUCACCUCUGCGUUCGCUGAAUGAAGGUGCCUUCAUUUUAAUACACUCUCCUCAUCUG
Messenger RNA from Salarias fasciatus (jewelled blenny), 2630 nucleotides. RefSeq names its product ZPR1 zinc finger (gene zpr1). The record is from RefSeq and is a predicted model, not a curated record. Gene Ontology annotation, cellular component: nucleus. The transcript has a single exon. NCBI's taxonomy places the organism in Eukaryota, Metazoa, Chordata, Actinopteri, Blenniiformes, Blenniidae. Gene Ontology annotation, molecular function: zinc ion binding. The coding region runs from base 123 to 1454 and encodes 443 amino acids.